AGACUCUGACAAAGGAGCAGGGAGCAGUCGCAGCUGCUUUCCGAGGAGCCAGUGUUACUGAGACAGAAGGAGAAAGUCUACUCUUUCGGGAACGGCACACAUGGGAUUUAAUGCAUUCGUAGUGACGAAAAUCUUGUCCACACUUCCUAGUCUUGUGGUAACCCAGGAUAGCUCCCUCAACCUUCAAAAGCCUGAGACUUACAGAUUGCCAAAAUGCUUUGGAGUUUUUAACUGAAUCUAAGAAAGUCCAAAAUAGAUUUGAGAUUGUAAAGACAGAAGCUACAGCAAGGGGGAUUCAGUGCCAAUGCAUCAACAAAAAAGACAACCAGAGUUAGUGGAAGGGACUCUUCCUGUCUUUGUGUUUCCCACGGAGCUAAUAUUUUAUGCAGAUGAUCAGUCAACACAUAAGCAAGUGUUGACUCUGUACAACCCCUAUGAGUUUGCCUUAAAGUUCAAAGUUUUGUGUACGACUCCAAAUAAGUAUGUUGUCGUUGAUGCUGCUGGCGCGGUGAAGCCACAGUGCUGUGUGGAUAUUGUGAUUCGUCAUAGAGAUGUUAGAUCCUGUCACUAUGGUGUGAUAGACAAAUUCCGCCUCCAGGUUUCCGAACAAAGCCAGAGGAAGGCCUUGGGAAGGAAAGAGGUUAUCGCUACUCUUCUCCCGUCUGCGAAAGAACAACAAAAGGAAGAAGAGGAGAAGAGAAUAAAGGAACACUUAACAGAAAGUGUAUUUUUUGAGCAGUCAUGUCAACCAGAAAACAGAGCCGUCUCUUCGGGACCUAGUUUGUUAACUGUCUUCCUGGGAGUGGUAUGUAUUGCGGCCCUGAUGCUGCCUACUCUAGGGGAUAUGGAAUCGCUGGUGCCUCUCUACCUCCACUUAAGUGUGAAUCAAAAAUUAGUGGCUGCUUAUAUCUUAGGUCUUAUCACAAUGGCUAUACUUAGAACAUGAGCAAGGAUUAAAACUGACUUCUGAAGCAAAUUUAUCUUAAAAUAUGAAUGUGGACUGCCUUUUAUCUCUUCACUCCAUUAACACACUACAAAUUAUUGAGUGAUUUCAAAUAACUGCAAAUGUAUAAUAUGUAUUUUCGAUUAGUCUAUAAUUUUAUUUGAAGGACUGUAGCACUUUAUGUUACAGACAACAAAGAUUCUUCUGAGUGAUACCUAGGAAAUUAUUUGAAGACAUUCUUCUAAAAUCUAUACCUGUUGUGCAAAUAACUUCAAUUCAAUGUUAUUCUUCAUCUUUUUUAUUUCAAACUUAGUUUGAUAAGGGUCAUGGGUCCUUCAAAGUUUAAGACCUAAAUGAGCAACUGACCAGCUUGAAAAUAAAAUGACGUUUAUUGCCUAGACACAGCAGCAACAUUACUGUGUAAGUCACAGAUCUCCUUUCAUUACAAGGAGUUGCUGUGGUGGUUCUUUUUUCUUUUUUUUUUCUUUUUUUUUUUGGUUUGGUUUUUCAUGCUGUGGUGUUUCUAAGGCAAAUAUAUUACAGUCAGUGUGUGAGGGGGUUGAGAACACAAGGUACUUACUGAGGGAUCAUGCUUACCCUGGACUCUUCAAAGAAGACAAGAUAUAUUUAAAUUAUGUUGUGAAAUACAGACCAGGUUGUGGUUCAGACAACAGGCACCUCACAGAAGUAGACUGGUUUCUGUUUGGCCUGAGAAUUCUAAAGAAGGGUAGGCAUUUUUAAAAUUAAUUGGUUCGUCCUAGCUUUUCUUCUGGUUAAUCCUUAACAUAUUAAGGGGAAAAUCACUUUUUGGUUUUCUCCCAAGUCCCUUGCUUGCCUGAGUGUAAGUGACUUGCCCUGGUAAGGAAUGUCAGAUGACAACUAGUUUCUGAGGACAUGAUUUUUUUACAUUUAAACUCUUAAGCCAAGUAGAGAAAGCCCUAGAUACCAAUGUCUAUUUUGUAUGGUAACUGGGACUUUUUUAAGUUUUUAUUUAUUCAAAUAAAUUUACCAAAAAAAAAGCCCCCUAAGCACGAGGACUUCCAUUUCUUGAUACUGUUCUCUGGGGUCUCACAUCUGUUUGUUUAACUGUUGUCACAGCAACUGAUCUUUUUCCUCUUAGGAUUUUUAUCUGAAAGCACAAUGCAUCGAGUCUCUUGAAAAUCCAAUUCUCUUUAGCUCUUUUUAUGGAAUAAACUUUAUGCACUGCUAAUGUAGCAAUCUCAAGGAAUAUACAUAAACACAAAUGUAUGCCUGAAGUUGAUUUUUUUUUUGGCAGAAAAUAAUACUCUGCUUCUAGAAGCUUUUUGUCUUGUAUUUCAUAAAUCACUGUUUAACCAUUUGUGGGACAUAAAUCAUUCAGUGGAUCAUGUCUGUACAUUGUGUAAUGACUGAAAAGCACAUAAGAGUAAUGGACUUGGAACUCAUAAAGGAAACAUGUUUGAAGCUCUCUUCCUUCUCUGUACAUUUCUUAAGAGCGUGCGUGUACACAUGUGUGUCUGUCUGAUAACACAUCAGAAAAAAUAGACAGUACUUUUAAAAAGAAAAGGAAAUGGAGUCUUGGGUUUUACUGACUUAAGCAUUUUAUUUACUUCACUGCUGGGGAAUAAAGGAUUAUCUGUCCUCUGUC
This is a messenger RNA of Grammomys surdaster, 2570 nucleotides long. RefSeq names its product motile sperm domain containing 1 (gene Mospd1). Gene Ontology annotation, cellular component: cytoplasm. Bases 305 to 946 code for a protein of 213 amino acids. NCBI's taxonomy places the organism in Eukaryota, Metazoa, Chordata, Mammalia, Rodentia, Muridae. The record is from RefSeq and is a predicted model, not a curated record. The transcript has 8 exons.